Messenger RNA from Ostrea edulis (European flat oyster), 1370 nucleotides. Its product is annotated as ATP-sensitive inward rectifier potassium channel 1-like. The record is from RefSeq and is a predicted model, not a curated record. The coding region runs from base 49 to 1113 and encodes 354 amino acids. Lineage: Eukaryota; Metazoa; Mollusca; Bivalvia; Ostreida; Ostreidae. Gene Ontology annotation, cellular component: plasma membrane. The transcript has a single exon. Gene Ontology annotation, biological process: regulation of monoatomic ion transmembrane transport; potassium ion import across plasma membrane. Gene Ontology annotation, molecular function: inward rectifier potassium channel activity.
UCGAGAUUCAAUCUUGUCAGUUGGUGCGACCUGCACAAGACUCCGGUGAUGAAAACCUGUGAAAUAGGAAUGGACAAUUGUGUCCGGCCGCGCACGGACUCUAGUGCCGACAUAGAGGGCGACAAGCGGCGACUGGUCAGCAAACAAGGAAACUACCGUGUCCGACUGGAAAACGUGGAUACCAACAUCCUCAAAAACUACAUUAGGGACGCCUUCACAACGCUACUCGACACAAAAUGGCGAUGGAUUUUGUUGAUUUUUGUGAUGGGUUUUAUUUUGACUUGGACUGUGUUUGCUUGUUUGUAUCUUCUGUUUAGUUACAUUAAUGGAGACACCCAAGACUCGUACGGCCACGACCCGUGCCUAACUAACGUGCGUGAUUUUACCACAGCAUUUCUUUUUUCUUUAGAGACCCAACAUACAAUCGGGUACGGCUCUCGGGCCUCUACCACAGCAUGCCCACAUGUCGUGUUCUGUGUGUUUCUUCAGUUUAUCAUCGGGAUCGGGGUACAGUGUCUCACAGCUGCCCUCGUUUUCACAAAGUUACAGAGUGCAAAAAAGCGUGGAGAUGCUAUCAUCUUCAGCCAACAGGCCUGCUUGGGGGUCGUUGAUGGUCAGUGGCAGCUGAUGGUUCGGGUGGGUGACUUCCGACGCUCUCACCUCGUGGAUGUGAAAGGUGUGGGUAGAUUAAUCAAAAGGACACCAAUUCCCCACACCAACCAAGAAUUCCUAGAUCAAAUCCCUAUCGAGUUCAAAUCGGAGGGCGGAGGAGACACACUAACCUUGUUAUGGCCAGCAGUGAUGUAUCAUACAAUUGACGAGAAUAGCCCCUUAUGGCCGCCAGAAAAUCUACAUUUGUUUGGAAAUUUUUCAGAGUUAGUCGUGAUGAUAGAGGGCGUGAUAGAGUCAACUAGCAGGGUAAUACAAGUGAGAACCUCCUAUCUGCCGGAUGAAAUCAUUAUGGGAUGCAAGUUUCAGACAAUCAACCCUGGUAUUGACGAUGAUGGGAAAUACCACUGUAGUUAUUUCGACAUCAGUACAGUGUGUCCCAUUAUGAAGAACGCACCAAGAGCAAGACGGAAGUCUGGAUACAUUAAUGAGCGAUACUCGUGAUAGAAUGGAUUCGAUACAGUACUAUGUUUUAUCUAACAAUGAAAGUCCCAAUUAAUGUGAAGGAAACUCGACAAGAAGUGCGAAAUAGACAGUUUGUUAGCUGUGCCAUGUCUUCCGGCUAUGUUCUGACAGGUUCGGUGUCAAUAUGUCGGCUUACUGCGGUCUGUUUACGCGUAAUGACACACCAGGUUUUCUCUUCUUACUGCAUUGUUUGUAUUCGAUUUUUACAUGUAUUCAUAAAAAAGACACGCUCGAUC